CGCUCUCUUUAUUUCUUCGGUUCUGCUGAGAAGAGCGUUCUCUGUCCCGCGUUCAUUCGCAGAAAACCGCGCGAUGGUGCGAACUAAAGCUGAUAGCGUUCCCGGCGCGUACAGGAAAGCUGUUGCUGCCUCUGCGCCUCGAAAAUCCCUCGGCGCUUCCGGCUCCGUGAACGCGCACAGCAGCGGCGCGCAGUCGGGCACGCCUGCUAAGAGUAAGUACGCGGGGGGUAACCCUGUGUGUCCGCGGCCCACUCCCUCGUGGCAGAAGGGCAUCGGAGACUUCUUCGGUGGCCCCAGUCGGAAACCAGAGAAGGAGAACCUUCACCCCGCGCCUGAUGAUGAAGAUGAUGAAGAGGCGGGCGGCAGCGGCGUGGCUAAAGUGCCCAGGAAGUCCAGACCCAUCAUUGAUGAUGAAGAUGAGGAAGAGGAUUGAUCUCUUGAUCUUCAGUUUACAUGUUUCAUUGAUGCUUGAGUAUUUUUAGUGUAAAUCUUUGUAAAUACUUUUAAUGGAUGUCUCGCUGGUUUUGUACAGAGGUUUAAUAAAAUGAUUUUUCAGA
Carassius auratus (goldfish) is the source of this 557-nucleotide messenger RNA. RefSeq names its product PCNA-associated factor-like. The transcript has 4 exons. The coding region runs from base 74 to 433 and encodes 119 amino acids. Gene Ontology annotation, cellular component: nucleus. The record is from RefSeq and is a predicted model, not a curated record. Gene Ontology annotation, biological process: regulation of cell cycle; translesion synthesis. NCBI's taxonomy places the organism in Eukaryota, Metazoa, Chordata, Actinopteri, Cypriniformes, Cyprinidae. Gene Ontology annotation, molecular function: chromatin binding.